AGUAGGAGGAAGCGCUAACAGUUGCUGACAGCUUGUAGGAACCGGCGUCGAAUAUCGAGUCAUUCAUCACUUUCUUCACCGCGACAUUGUUACUCGCUUCGCCGCGGAGGAGUAAAAGACACAGCGACCAGGCAACACUUUGUCACCGUGAAAUAUCUUAUCGACACGCUAUCUGACGUGCAAGCCAAGCAACACUUGUAUGCUACAUUUGUUUCUAGAAGGGCCCCCGGACACUUCACGGGUAAACGGCGGCGGGAUGGAGACGCAGAUCCAUGUGCCGGUCGGCUCGCCGGUCAUACGAAGAAUUCCAAUUUUUGUGGACGAGCACAACGUGACGGAAGGCGCGAUGAAGCUCGUUAAAGAGCUGAGACCUGCGUGGGGGAAGGACCACGUCAAGACCAAGUUCUUCACUGAUGGGACAACCAACAAACUGGUAGGCUGCUAUGUGGAGGACAGUCCGGAAGACGUGGUCCUCGUCAGAGUAUACGGGAACAAGACUGAGCUAAUUGUCGACCGAGACAAUGAGCUCAAAAGCUUUCAGGUGCUGCAUGCAAACGGUUGCGCUCCUCGUCUGUACUGCACCUUUCAAAAUGGCAUCUGCUACGAAUUCAUGCAGGGGGAUGCUCUUGGGACACAAGACGUCAGGGAUCCUUCUUUACUCAGACUUAUAGCGAAAGAGAUGGCUCGUAUCCAUGCAAUCCAUGCACAUAAUGGAUGCAUCCCUAAACCCAACCUCUGGAUUAAAAUGAGAAAAUACUUUUCACUUGUGGCUACGGAGUUCACAGAACAAGCGUCCAACAUCAGAAUCCAGAAGGAAGUGCCUAGCAAGGACGUGCUGGAGCAGGAAAUUGUGUGGAUGAAAGAGCAUCUCUCUACGCUGGGUUCGCCUGUGGUGCUCUGUCACAACGAUCUGCUCUGCAAGAACAUCAUUCACAACAGCAAAGAGGCUCAUGUUCGCUUUAUAGACUACGAAUAUUCCAGUUACAACUACCAGGCCUUCGACAUUGGAAACCACUUCAAUGAAUUUGCAGGCAUGGCAGAGCUGGAUUAUGGGUUGUACCCAAGUCGGGAGAUACAGAUGGACUGGCUCAAAAUCUACCUGCAAGCAUAUAAACUGUUCACUAAGAAAACUGAAGAGGUCAGUGUCCAAGAGCUUGAGACACUGUACGUGCAGGUCAACAAGUUUGCUUUGGCUUCACACUUCUUUUGGGGUUUCUGGGCCCUCAUUCAGGCUAAAUACUCCUCCAUUGACUUUGACUUCCUCGGGUACGCUGUGUUGCGUUUCAACCAAUACUUCAAGAUUAAGCCCACAGUGAUGGCCUUACAGAUUCCAGAGUGACAAGAUGGAAGGACGUCUGGGUUCUUCUACUGAGGCCAGCACAUUUUUUGGACCAUCAAUUGUUCUACAUGGCACUUUUCUCUUCAGCAAGCCUUAAACUCUCCUUCAUUCCUCCUAGAAGUAGCUCAAAUUUGUCUAGCUCGAGAGCUUUCUGAGAUGAGUAUGGAUGUUUGUGUGCUUGUUAAACUUGUCCUCUUUCCAGGCGACUGAGCCCAGUGCAGAGUCUUGAGUUUGGGAGACAUCUCACUGGCUAUUCGCUUACACUUCCUGGUAGUGAGUCCACUGGAGAAGUUCCUCUGAUUGGUUUGAUGCUAAUUGUAACAAACAUCAAUACAGAUUUUCCACUGAAAGGUACUCAGACCAAUGCAGUGGAAAAGUGUUGCGUAGCGUCUUUAGUGCUGAAUGCACUAUGAUCCAGUGCCUCAGCAGCUAUUAAGAAGUAGUGUAACUUAACAGUUACAUUUGUGUGGGAUUUCUCAGACUCAAGACUAGAGUCUGUGUGGUGACACUGGUUCAGGUGUCAUCCGUUACCUCCUCUCUGGUGCUUUUAGCAGUUUCAGCUGAACUGCUGUUGCUUGUCACUGUCGGUUUUCCCUGAAUUUUGGGAAUAUGGAAGAGAAAAUAGUUUAUUUGCUUAUUUAUUUCAGGACUAAAUGGAUUGUUCAACAUCUCAGGUUCAGUUUUGGGAUGCACUAGGUUUGAUUGGACUUAUCUGACCCUCACAACCCCUUGCUUCCUUCCACACCUUCUUGACUUUUAUGGUCGCUUUGAGCCGCUUUGUUGAACUUUCCAUCUAAACUUUCCAUGGAAAAUCACCACCUCCUUCACUUUGACUUUAUGUCCUUUCCAUACUCAAACACCAAAAUGCUGUCAAAACCUUUUGACUUGAUCGCAGACACGUUUGAAUAAUGGCUCCAAGUCAGGUGGAUUUUGAAUGCAAUCAGCAGGAAAAAUACAGUAUGAUUGGGAAAAAAACACAAAUGUCUGAAUUUUGAACCGUGACUGCUCUUUGUUUUAUGGUCGGUUUCCUCAUUAAUGUGAAUUUAUUUUUAGGUUUUUUCAUUCCAAACCUAAGAAAGUGACAGUCACCGGAUUUCCAGAAAACUAAACCGUUGAGUACAGGUGAAACAUAAAAGAUUACAAUGUCGUGUAAAAGUCCAUUCAUGUAAAAAUUCAACUUCAAACGUGAAUAUAAAAUGUACGAUAAACUCAUUAAAUGCAAAGUGAAGUGUGUCAAGCUUUUCCCCAGCAGGAACAAGACAUUGAAAAACGUUUCAAACAACUUAAAACUUAACAUUGGAUCAACAUGCUUUUUGUUGACGUUUCCAUCAAUGUUGGGUUCUGACGUUGAUUUGACUGUUGAAUUUUGGUCAUUUCCUCACCAGUAUUCAAUAACACAAAGACAACGUUAAAACAACAUGCUUUUUGACAAUGUUUAUUUAAUGUCAGGUUGAGACGUUAAAUUGAACAUUGACAUUUGGUCCUUCCCAACCAACAACGUGGAUCCAACGUUGGACAUCAACGUUGUCUCAAUUUACAAAUCCAACUAUUUUGCAAUGUUGUUUCAAAGUCAGUUUUAAAGGACAUGUAUGUAUAAUCAACACUGUAUCAAUGUCUUUUGCCUGCUGGGUUAUUUGUUAUCAUUUUGAUGAUCAUCGUUUACAGUUUUGAAAACCCACAAUUUUCAAUUUGAGUUUUUUCCAAGUUGUAAGCCAUAAUCAUUCAAAUUAAAUCAAACGAAGUCUUGAAAUAUCUUGAGUUGCAUGUUAUGAGCUUAUGUUUUAUAUUAGUACCAUUUUGUUAACCUAAUUGCUGGUAUGAACGAACCUUUGCACGAUAUUCAAAUUUUUUUUGUUUCACCUGUAUCUGAUUAAUUUAAUUUAUGUUCGGACUCCUGUUAUUUUGGGUUAAAACUAACCCUAGUCCAGUUUUUAUGCGGGUACAGUUUGUUGGAAGUGUGAACCAGGGACCAGACAUAAUGAGCGAUAAUUCUCAGUACGCUUGCUCCACACGACUUUGGCAUUACUUUUUUUUUUUAAACUCCAACCGAGCCCCACAAAAUCGAUGGCUAGUAUAUUUGUGAUCCAGACCAGAGAACUAGUGUGAAUGCACACUGUAGCACAUCUAAAAAAUAACCAUCUUACCACAAUUACACAAUUAAUUCAUUGACAUCUCUGUUGUUCUAGUCUUUUGAAAGCAAUCUCAAUCGUUCUGCAUCAACUCUGUGACCGUUUCCCAAUCCCGAGAAAUUUUUUUCUGAGUACAGAAAGUGAAACGAGCUCAACUAUUGGAUAUGAGAAGAUAAUACACUCAAACAAGGUGAGGCAUCACACUCUUAUUGAGCUUUGACCCUCAGCACUGAACUUGUUAAAGUUAAAGUACCAAUGAUUGUCACACACACUAGGUGUGGCGAAGUUAUUCUCUCCAUUUGACCCAUCACCCUUGAUCACCCCCUGGGAGGUGAGGGGAUAAGUGGGCAGCAGCGGUGGCCGCACCCGGGAAUCAUUUUUGGUCAUUAACCCCCAAAUCCAACCCUUGAUGCUGAGUGCCAAGCAGGGAGGUAAUGGGUCCCAUUUUUAUAGUCUUUGGUAUGACUCGGCCGGGGUUUGAACUCACAACCUACCGAUCUGGACCAAGUUCAAUAAUUUACCAGGUGAGCUUCAGUUCCUCACUCCUGUAUCACAGGAAAUAUAAAGGUUAUUGACCAAAGGUAACUAGUCGCAGGGUUUUUCUUGGGUAACCUGCUUAGAUUUGCAGACAAAUAAAACAUAUUAACAGAUCAAGCUUUUGCACUAAACAAUGUUUAUCAGUGAUAUAAAGGGGCUUGCAAAAGUAUUCACCCAUCUUGAACCUGUCCAUAUUGUGUCACAUUACAACCCAUCCAUCAAUCCAUUUUCUACCACUUGGGUCCCUCUCAAGGUCACGAGGACAAAUAUGAAUAUAUUUUAUGUGAAAGACCAACAUAAAAUGGUAUACCAUUUGAAAAUGAAAGAAAAUAAUACAUUAUGGCUUUUUUUUUUUUUGCAAAGACAACAUUUUUGCACAUCUAGUGACAGAAAUGUUUGGCCAUUCUUAUUUGCUCAACAGCUCAAGGCAGAUUAGAUGGAGAGCAUUCGUGAAAAACAGUUUUCAGAUCUUGCCACAUAUUUUCAUUGGGUUUAGGUCUGGACUUUGACUGGGCCAUUCUAACACAUGAAUAUGUUUUGUUUUAAACCAUUCCCUUGUAGACCUGGAUUUAUAUGAACAUCCACCCCAGUCUCAAGUCUUUUGCAGACUCCAUUCAAUCAAUCAAAGUUUAUUUAUGUAGCCCUUAAUCACAAAUGCCUCAAAAGGCUGCAUAAACCACAACGACAUCCUCGGCUCUGAUCCCACAUCAGGGCAAGAAAAAAGCUUAGCCCAAUGGGAAUAAUGAGAAGCCUUGGUAGGGACCGCGAUGUGGGGCUUCUACUGAGGUAGUAUCUCAAACUGGAGCCCGACUAGAAAAUGCUCUAUAGCCCGCAGGCUCUGGGAAUCACUAAUAAACCGGAGUUCUUAGAAAGCAGAUUUCUGGCCGGGACAUAUGGUACACUGCAAUCAGAUAGGAUGGAGCUAGACCGUUAAGUAUUUUAUACGUAAGUAGUAAAACCGUAAAGUCACAUCUUAAAGGCCUACUGAAAUGAAUUUUUUUUAUUUAAACGGGGAUAGCAGAUCUAUUCUAUGUGUCAUACUUGAUCAUUUCGCGAUAUUGCCAUAUUUUUGCUGAAAGGAUUUAGUAUAGAACAACGACGAUAAAGAUUGCAACUUUUGGUAUCUGAUAAAAAAAAAGGCUUGCACCUACCGGAAGUAGCGUGACGUAGUCAGUUGAACAUAUACGCAAAGUUCCCUAUUGUUUACAAUGAUGGCAGCAUGAAGUGAGAGAGAUUCGGACCGAGAAAGCGACAAUUUCCCCAUUAAUUUGAGCGAGGAUGAAAGAUUUGUGGAUGAGUAAAGUGCAAGUGAAGGACUAGUGGGGAGUUGAAGCUAUUCAGAUAGGGAAGAUGCUGUGAGAGCCGGGGGUGACCUGAUAUUCAGCUGGG
Molecule: messenger RNA, 5394 nt
Organism: Entelurus aequoreus (snake pipefish)
Lineage: Eukaryota; Metazoa; Chordata; Actinopteri; Syngnathiformes; Syngnathidae
Gene: etnk2
Product: ethanolamine kinase 2
Exons: 9
Coding region: 200-1339 (379 amino acids)
Biological process (GO): phosphatidylethanolamine biosynthetic process
Cellular component (GO): cytoplasm
Molecular function (GO): ethanolamine kinase activity
Source: RefSeq, a predicted model, not a curated record